AUGGGGUCGAGAGGGAAGUUAGCCAUCGGAGAGGAACAGCCCGGGCUGGAAGCAGGUGGCAAGAAGUCCGAUGGGGGAGGGGUCUCAGGCGGCGCUGUCGAAGGCGUUUUGGGACCGGAACUGAUGGAACAAGGCGAAGCAGUAAAUGCAGAAGUGCAAAAGGAGUCCAAGUUGGAUCUGGACUACGGCGGUGUGGCGGCCGGCCAGCGUCCUAAUGCUGGCUGUGGUGGCAGUGUUAGCAACGGCAGGCGCGGCGGCCUGCCCUGUUCGGGCGGCGGCGGCACGGUGGUCAGCAACAGUGGCGGCGGCGGCGCAGGCUGCAGGCGUGGUGGCCUGCCCUGUUCGGGCGGCGGCGGUGUUGCGGUCAGCGCCGGCGUGGAGGGCCUCGUGCUCACAUCGACGGCACCUCCGGUUAGGUCUGUUCUGACCGGUGCAGCCGACGGUGGUGGUCAUCUCUUCCGUUAG
Aegilops tauschii subsp. strangulata is the source of this 465-nucleotide messenger RNA. NCBI's taxonomy places the organism in Eukaryota, Viridiplantae, Streptophyta, Magnoliopsida, Poales, Poaceae. The record is from RefSeq and is a predicted model, not a curated record.